AGACUGCAGAGGCACGUCGACGCCGCAAAUGCCGCCGCCAAAGCCAACUCUGAUGCAGCCACGGGCAUGGCUUGUGCUCGCCGCCAUGCUUUGGGUUGCCGCGUUCGUCUCCCCACCGUGCGAUGCACAGCCGAUCAAAGCUUCUCAAGCGGCAUUUCUCCGAGACUGCCAAAAGGCAUGGGGUAUGACGUUCCCAGGCUGGGCCGUUGGAGGUGACUGUAGCAGUGCUGUAGGACUCACCUGUGACGAAUCAGGCAUGAUUACCAACAUAUAUUUGAGAAAAUCAGUUAUUGGAGGGUCUAUUCCUGAUAGCAUCUCCUCACUCAAUUCUCUUAUGAGUCUAGAUAUGUCGGGCUGUGAGCUCAAUGGGCUUAUUCCAGCUGGGAUUGGGAACCUCACUUCAUUGCAGCACAUAAAUUUGUUUGACAACCAGCUUUCUGGGCCUAUUCCAGUUGAAUUUGGAAACCUCACCAAUUUGUCUCGGCUGGCUCUGUCGGACAAUAAGCUUACUGGAUCUAUUCCAGCGGGACUGGGAAGCCUCAUCGCACUACAAUAUUUGCUUCUCUCGAACAACGCUUUGACGUUCUCCAUUCCCGACAACCUCUCCUCGCUUGUUAAUCUCAAUUUUAUAGAUAUCUCAAACAAUGCUUUGACGGGCUCCAUUCCGAACUGUUUGUGCUCGUGUGGUGAUGUCGACGAAUACACCUUUUAUCUGAAUCUCUCAAGCAAUGCUUUGACGGGCUCCAUUCCCAGCAACACCUUCUCACAUUUUGAUCUCCGUUAUCU
Messenger RNA from Closterium sp. NIES-65, 786 nucleotides. The record is from the annotation of a GenBank genome assembly. NCBI's taxonomy places the organism in Eukaryota, Viridiplantae, Streptophyta, Zygnematophyceae, Desmidiales, Closteriaceae.